UUUCCUUUAGUUUUGUUUAACUUUCGUCUUUGUUCGUUUGCCUUUAAGGACGAGUUAUUCGUAUUGUAUUUUUUUUUUCGGUCCAAAAUGUCAAGGUUCUCCAAUAGUUUAGCAGAUACCUUUUUAAACCACAAACAAGAAACACCUCGGACCAAGAAACUAGAAUUGAAAGGCAUUGCCGUGACAACGCUGGGACACAAGUGCGGUGUAACUGCAUGCAUUGAAGAGAUCGCCUAAAGCCAAUUUUAUUAUUACCGAUAAACAGAUAAACAUCAGCAGUGAUAUUCCCAAUAGUAUCUGUUAAAUGCCUUCCAAUUCAUGAUGGACACAGCGGGGCCAGAAAAGGACGAUGACCCGUCUAAGAUUUCCGACGAUGCCGAUGCUGUUCUCGAUAAUUUUUUCUACGACUGUGACAAGGAUAAUACGGGUCGAGUUUCCGUAUCGAAACUUAUCGAAUAUCUCCGUAACGCAAUUUCCAGUGGCACCGAAGAGUUUGCAGGUAGUCUGGAUGAUUUGUCACUAAUUUUGGAUCCAGAUGGAAAGGAUAUGGAAAUUGGUUUGACUUCUUUCCAAGAGGGCAUCAAAGAGUGGAUUUCUGAGAUUAGAAGACAAAGCUAUGUAAAUGCUGAUGAUGAAUGCCCCUCUCCUGUUGCUGUAAACUGUAUGGAUUCACCAGAGGCAAGAUCUUAUGGCAGCCCCAAGAGAUUCAAUCAUGUACCAGACAUACCAAAUGCUAGUUCAGACAGUGUCGAGGGCCUUGGAGGAACUUCUCCCGUCAAAGACUGGGAUAGUGAAUUGAUGAGCACCAUUGAAACUCUUCAGCUUAAUAAUAAGCGUCUCAUUGAACAGCAAAGUGCCAUACAGGCACAGAUGGAGAACACAGAAGAAGGAAACAACCUACUAAUGGCAGAAGUUGAGAGUCUAAGGAAGCAACUGAGAAGUGCUCAGCUUACCAUCGAAAAGAAUAAAGGGAAGGAGAAGGAAAAUGCUGAGUUGAGGCAAGCAGUUGCUGAUGCCAUGGAAGCAAAUCAAUGUCUGCAAACAAAAAUUACACAGCUGGAAAAAGAGCGGACCCUACAUGAAGGCAAUCUAAAGAACAUAGAUGAAAAGCUCCUUGAAACUCAGGCACAAGUAGAACUUCUUGAAGAAGAAAGAAAGAGACUUGUUAAUGAUCUAGCAGAGCAAAAGCAAUAUUGUACUGAUCUUGAAGAAAUUCAAGGAGUUAAGAAUGACAUGAUUGCAAAGGAGUCUUCAACAAAUUCUCAAAUGAUGGCAGGUUUUGCAUCACAAAAUGAGGCCUUAAAAAGGGAGAAAGGCAGAUUAGAACAUCGUGUUUUGGAACUUGAGGACAACCUGCUUAGACUUAAAAGGAGUGAAUUAUCAGCAGAAAAGAACAGUUUGGUUCAAAAUGGACCAGCAGCGAGCAGCACGCCAUUUGUGCGCCAGUCCUCUCUGCAGCAGGAGAUCCUGGACCAGGAGACUAGUGAAACUAUAGGUCUUCCUUCUCCAAUGGUGGGCAGUGGACUCAGUUUAAAUGACAGUCUUCAUGUCGAUGAUAUAGACACGUCUCUGACUGACUUGAAUCAGUCAUGGAUGUCUGGAGUAUCGCUUGAUUCAACUGGAACAACUGCUUCUUUUGAGAAAUACAGUCUUACUGCAAGACAGCUGGCCGGUGAAUUCAAUUUAAAGAAAGAAAAAACCCUAAAACAUCUCGAUGAGCUGACAGCACUGAACAGAAGUGUGGAUGUUAGAGAAAAGCGGGAGAUUAUAAGAGAACACCUUGCACGAGAGAUGGAUACAUUUGCAGAAAAAACAUCUUCUCUUUAUAUGAAGAAAAAAGCAGCAGAAAAGAGGACUGUUAAACUUCUUGCCAUUGUGAAAAAGCUGAAAGAAGAGAACAAAGAGUUUCUCGAAGAACGUAACGAGGCACAUCAAAAGCUGCGGCAGUUGGCUCUCCUAAAUGACGAAAACAGUGCAAAGCUUUUAGAACUUGAGGGGAAACAUGAACAGGAUAGGAAAACGGUUACAGAACAGAAUGAAAAGCUGGAAUCUCUUGAGCAGCAGCUAUCAACCGUCAGCUUGGAUUUCUUCAAGGCCAGGGUUGAGAAGGAAAGUCUUUCAAGAUGUCUUGAAAAUGAGAAACGUGUUACCACAAGACUUGAAGAUAAAGUUGGGCAACUUGAAAAAAAUCAAGAUGAGUUGGAAAGCCAGCAAACAAAUCUGCUAGUACAAAUAAAGGAGCUGGAAAGCGAAUUGGUGAAAGCAACGUCGCAGCUUAGUAUGGAGAAAAGAAGAACGUCGUCAUUAGAGGAAUCCAUUCAGAUGUCAAUUUCAAGACACUCAGAUGAGCUGAAGGACAUUUUUGAAGCAAUUCCUCAUUCAGAUUCAGAGCUUUUCAAUAGAAGUAGACAGUCACCUCGCUGUUCUUCCCCGUGUAUCACCAGCUACAUGGUGAGAACAAGACUGUACGAUUUUGUUUCAAAGUGUGAUGGAAGCAAACGGAUGCAGGGCGUCGGAAGCGACUAUCCAGAUCAGGAGACCACAAAAACUCUUCAAAAAGAAGAAGCUCUUGAAACUUUUGAGGAUAACGACUUAUUUAGGUUGCGAUCGCCGUCUUUAUCAAGUGACUCAUUAAGCCCACAAAUUGAUAGACACGAGUCAGACGAUACGUGUGAAUCGCCCAGCGGUAAAUUUGUACAACUUGUCGAAAAUGACGAUCGAGAAUUAUUAACAACGAGUUGUCAAACAGACCUUAAGGAAUUGGUAUCAACGGGUUCGCAAACAGAACUUCUGAGAGAACUUCAGAGGUUCGAGAGGGAACUUGGUGUUGUUGAUAAAGGAACAUGUACUGAAGAAGAUCAUUUUGAAUAUGAGAAGCAACGGCGACGGAGAUCAGGGAUCAUAGAAUCUCCAGGCCCAGAAGUAAGAACGUUAGGAACAACACCUAAGUCUAGUGAAGAGACUCCAACUAAAAUCACAGGGGGGGAUUCUAGUUCUGGCAAAGCAACUCUGUCAGUGGAAAAAGACAAGACGGCUACAAACUUAUGGAGAAAGAAACUCUCUGUUGCGUUUAAAAUCCCAGAAGAGUUUGAUUAUGAAAGUGCAACAAGCGCGGCGCUCGAAAAUUCAGUCGGAGGUAAUAAUUUUGUGGAUGGAGUGUCUCUUCGUGUGAGGCCAGCCCUCAAUGAUAAGGAGAUUGAGAAACAGUUCAAGACUCUGGUGCUAGCUUUCCAAACAGAUCACGAUACUCUGAAUCGACGAUUGGAGGUUCAGGCGCGUGCCAGAGAAAUCGCAGAAUCCAACAUGAACAAAGAGCUACAGAGUAUGUCUAACUCACUCAAGGAAUUUGAGCAACUGUGUUUCACUAAGGAUAUGCAGGAUAUGUUGUCACUUUUAAAGACUCACUUAGAGAUAAUAAAGAAAUCUUCGCAAAGAAUUAUUACUCAAACAGAACAACAUGGCUGUGUGAAACAGGAGGCUCGUAUGUCAUCUGGAGUGGAGGUCAUGAUAUGUCAUGCUGAGAACUUGACUCGUCACUUGGAGCGAGUACGAGAGGACCUCAAUGAUCUUCGUAUGAAGGAACGGCUGGUUGCUGACGAAAGUGCUUCACCUGGAACUUUAGCAAAUGGUCCUACACGACUUGGUAUAGAUUCCCAAACGGUUAGCAGUCCUUCAUCUCCACUUCCUCACCAAUCUGAAGGAGGAGGCGAUGGUACUAAACAGAACAGCCUUCUCAAUUUUGUCAUGGCCUUUCACACUACAUCGAUGCGGGCAAAAGAAGCUCUCCGAAGCUUCCGACGUCGCACGGAGGCCAGCAGACAAGAACGGGAAGCUUCUGCAUCCCCCGUGCGCCAGACUGAAGAGCCGUCAGGGAAGAAAAUGGAUUCGUCUCUGACAGAAAGUAUGCCAGAAGCUGAAUCCAGUGGCACUCCGGUAGUAGUUGUGAGUGACUCCGAAGGAGAAAACGACAACAUAAACACGGAACUAAGGGAAGGAACACAGGAUGAACAUGAAGAUGAGAUGGUUACUGUCCAUCUCCCGGCAGAGUCUGAAGGGAAUGACCAAAUAAAAGAUGCUAGUGAAAACGAAAGUGAAAGUGACGUAUUAGACUCAGAAGUCAAUUCAUUUCAAGAAACAUCUAAAAGGCCCAGUGUGUGUUGGAGAUUUUUAUCAGCUGCCUUCAGAUUUACUACUUUUGUCGUCAUCUUCCUGUUAAUUAUAUUUAUUGGAGUAACUAUCUUCGUUAAAACGGAUAUAGUUGUAAUAGAAAGAGACUUUGUUAUGUCAAGACUACGUAAACUUUUGGAUCCGUUCAUUGAAGUAGUUUAUCAUGAAGUUCCUCCUCAAUGAGAAGUUAUCUUCAAGUUACCUUGAAUCAUUUAAUGAAAUGAAAAAAGAACCAUUGUAUUUAUUAUUUGAUAUAGUUUAUAUAGUUGUGUUGGAUACAAAGAACAAUGGUUUUCUAUGAGAAAAGGAAUAUUUGUUUGGUUAAAUCAGCAAAGCUGGGAAUCAUGUAAAGUUACUCAAUAAAGUGUUGCAAAAAAGGGGACUAAUUGGAAAGUCAAGAAGGAAAACGGUCUUCAAAGGAUGUCAUGUACGUUACAGUCGUACAUUGUUCACUCGGCAUUUUUGUAAUGAAAAUUUACGCCACCUCUUACUCGUACGCACUUGGUAAAGAAACGAAUUUUUAUUGUAAUAUGCUU
Molecule: messenger RNA, 4703 nt
Organism: Stylophora pistillata
Lineage: Eukaryota; Metazoa; Cnidaria; Anthozoa; Scleractinia; Pocilloporidae
Product: inositol 1,4,5-triphosphate receptor associated 2
Cellular component (GO): endoplasmic reticulum membrane
Molecular function (GO): calcium ion binding
Source: RefSeq, a predicted model, not a curated record